AUGUCUGAUGACCUUUUCAAGAUGAAUCUUCAACUCUUCAACACCAAUUACAACCUCAUUGAAGACCCAACAAUCAAAGACAGUGCAGGCAAGGCUGUUCCUCAAAAGCUGACUACAAAUUCAGAAUUUGUAACAAACCCACCUGAAAGAAUCAGAUCCAAGAAAGCUGCAGUUCUGUUCUGCCUCUUUGAAGAUAAAAGAGGAGAUAUCAGAGUCAUUCUUACCAAAAGGUCUUUAACACUGUCCACUAAUUUAGGGGAUGUGUCCUUGCCAGGUGGGAAGACAGAUGAAGGGGAUGCCAAUGAUGUUAAGACAGCACUGAAGGAAGCCAAUGAGGAGAUUGGCCUGGACCCUUCACUUGUCAUUGUUGUCACUAUUUUACAACCCUUGGUAACAAAGGUGGGCCCCUCCAUUGAUGCUUAA
Messenger RNA from Camellia sinensis, 423 nucleotides. The record is from RefSeq and is a predicted model, not a curated record. Lineage: Eukaryota; Viridiplantae; Streptophyta; Magnoliopsida; Ericales; Theaceae.